AUGAGGCCAGUGGAGAGCAAGGGGAGCUGUAGCCAUGAAUCAGCCCAGGAUCACCAUAGCUGCAAUGCAUACGGCUUCGAGUUCCACAGUGGCGCCGGCCCAACCAAGGCCCUUCACCACCACAAAGCGCUGGGGUCGCGCGCCAAGCCCACCCCUUCCAAGUGGGACGACGCCCAGAAAUGGCUGGUGGGGCUCUCAGCUCGGGCAGACCACAAGCACUCCGUGAGCAAGCCAAGGAACUCGAACGCCGACGACCGGAGGCUGCUCACCUCAUUGUCCCAGAGAGGGCGGGACUCCUGUAGCAGCGCCGAUGGAGUUCUGGAGGACGACAUGGCUCUCGCAGUGGCUGCUCAAGACGCAGCCGAAACAAAGAAGGUGGACUGCAACGAGCCGUUGUGGAGGACGAACAAGCCGAGCGAGGACUCGUCCGUGGUGGUCAGAUCGGUGUGUUUGAGAGACGCGAGCACGGAGAUGACGCCGAUCGCAAGCAAGGAACCAUCUCGGACCGGCACGCCGCUUCGAGCGACGACGCCGGUGUUGAAGAGUCCGCUCUCUUCGAGGUCAUCCACCCCGGGGAGAAGCCGACAGGGCGCGGAACAGCACGACGACCACCAGCCGGGGAUGAGGAAUCCGGAGAGGAGAAGCGAGGCAGUGCCUUUCGGGAGGUCGAGCGGCAAUGGCUGGCCUUGCAGAGGUGAAGCUGCUCACAUCGACGGCAGCAAGUAUCCUGAGGUGAAUGCAUCUGAGCAAGAUCAGAACAUGGAUUCGCUGGAAUCUCAAGCCACUGCAUGGGACGAAGCAGAGCGAGCAAAAUACACGGCAAGAUACAAGCGUGAAGAGGUGAAGAUACAAGCAUGGGAGAAUCAUGAGAAAAGAAAAGCUGAAACUGAGAUGAGGAGGAUGGAGAUCAAGGCAGAAAGAAUGAGGUCGCGAGCCCAAGAAAAACAUGCAAGCAGGUUGGCAGCGGCACGGAGAAUGGCAGAGGAGAAGAGAGCCAAUGCGGAGGGCAGGCUGAAUGAGCAUGCCGCGAGGACUUCGGAGAGAGCAGAUUACAUUAGAAGGACAGGGCAUUUGCCAUCCUCUUUUUUCUCCUUCAAAUUGUCUUCUCUUUGUGGUUGAGGGCCAUUUGCUGGUCUCUUAGACUCUCUUUUUUACUGCUUUUGUUCUGAUCUUGUUGUAUUUGCUCAAUAGAGUUGCACUCUCUCUGUAUCCUUUUUGGUCAUAGAAAAAUCUGAUCAGAAAUUGCUGUUUCUAAGACUCAUCAUGCAAUAUUAGCAUCUUUGAUGA
Molecule: messenger RNA, 1287 nt
Organism: Musa acuminata AAA Group (dessert banana)
Lineage: Eukaryota; Viridiplantae; Streptophyta; Magnoliopsida; Zingiberales; Musaceae
Product: remorin 4.1-like
Exons: 3
Coding region: 1-1119 (372 amino acids)
Source: RefSeq, a predicted model, not a curated record